Oreochromis niloticus (Nile tilapia) is the source of this 5664-nucleotide messenger RNA. It is a transcript of the gene irx6a, whose product is annotated as iroquois homeobox 6a. The transcript is spliced from 7 exons. Gene Ontology annotation, cellular component: nucleus. Gene Ontology annotation, biological process: regulation of transcription by RNA polymerase II; cell development; neuron differentiation. The coding region runs from base 3588 to 5084 and encodes 498 amino acids. The record is from RefSeq and is a predicted model, not a curated record. Gene Ontology annotation, molecular function: DNA-binding transcription factor activity, RNA polymerase II-specific; RNA polymerase II cis-regulatory region sequence-specific DNA binding. Lineage: Eukaryota; Metazoa; Chordata; Actinopteri; Cichliformes; Cichlidae.
CAGUCUCAUUAGUAACCACUUGGAUCUGUCAGAACAAGAUAUAAUGGAGCUUUGGGCUUGCUUAUUGUUAAAUAACGUGAGUGAAUGAGCGUGAAUGCCUUUGUCUGCUAGUAGUCAAAUGUUCUAUUAUAUGACCAGUCAGGUCAAAUUGUAUGUCUACAAAUUGCAACUGCCAGACUGUUUCAAGAAGUGACUUUGUUUUUGUUGUUGUUUUGUUUUAUUGAUAAAAACAUCUAUAUCUGGAUGAUGCAUAAACCCGGUAAGCAUUUUAUUUAUUCUGUACUAUAUUGGGAGUAUUGGUUCUGUUGUUUCUUGUCCCUCCUGACUGUACUCCAGAAUAGAUUAUGUCAAUUUUAACGCCAUCAUUCUGGGUCUGAACUAAACCCAGUGCUUGUGGACAAGGACAGGGGAUUGAACUUAUAGACAGCUUACAAAGAAGCUGAAAAAAAAAACAACGGGUUUUUGAUGUAAGAAGUUGGUAUUAUAUCCCUAAUAUAGGGUUAAUACUGAUGACUACUGAUGACUAUAACAGCAUUUUAACUGCUAAAAAACUCUUGUUACCAUGUGACUGCUAGGUAAUCCAGACAGAAGAGUAUAAAGAAAUGGCCCAACAUUUGGUUGUCACACAAUUUAGAAGGAAGGGCACUGUGGCCAGUCUGCCAUUGCAAUUAGCAUUCAUUUUGGCCUUAUUCAAUGAGAUCUACACUGACUACUGGGCAUGCAUUAUGCAUGAGUCUGUCCAUAUGCACUAAGGCCAUCAUGCAUGCCCUUGUAGAAAUGCAAUGACCACUGGCAUGCAAUUACAUUUAACUUGUGCACAUUCUCCUGUGUGCUCAUUCUCCUUCAAUGGUUGUACAGGCUAAAAUUGUGCAUUCUCCUUAUAUACAUUGUGAUAUUCGUCAGUAGUGAGGUAAAAAUGAUACAUUUUACAAAUUGAUAACAUCUGUUAGUCAAAUCCUUAUAAGUGUCCAGUUAAAACUAUCUACAAAUAAAACCUGGUAUUCAGGAGGGUUUUUUUUUUUUUCAGACAAACAGAUGGCUUAAGUAUUCUUUUAGAGCUGUAGUUUUCUGAUCAUUAUAAAAAUAUAUAUAUAAAUAUGGUUAGAGUAAGGAAUAUAAACAAGAGUCUGCAGGUAAGAUUGCACUGCCUUCUGCUCUACUACAGACUAACUUGUAUCCAUUUUUAAUUGCUUCCGCUAUUCCUGAUGAUGACCGAUUACAAAUAAAUACAUUAAAAUGAUGGUGGUGGAGUAGCAACAACUUUUUUGGCUGCCUGUAGAAGUUGGGAAAACCUAACCUAAUCUAACCUUCUAACAUUUAAUAAAACAUUUCAAAACAUCUGAAAAUUGUACUGUCAAAAAGCUGAAAUAUGGCUGUUUUACAUAUCUCUGUAAAAGCAGGUUGUCUGGAUCUAUAAGCAUUGCUCACUCAUCUGAUUCAUACCUCACUGUUUCAUCAAAAUAAUAAAACAUUGUCAUAAUGGCCAUUUCCUUUUUCUUCUUCCUCUGCAGUUUAUCUUCUUUGUGUUUAUGUCAAGAACGUAAUGGAAAUGGUGUUAUGAUAUUGUGAAGUUCUCUAGGCUUUCUGUACGUAUAUAUUUUUUUUUUUUUUUAAAAAUUGUUCGUUUUGUUCCUUUUUCUGUGAAUUUUGACUCAAGAGAAGAAAAUGAACACAAGUGAUCCUGUGAGAUGAUGCUGAAUUUGAUAUAAAUAAUUAUAAAAUAAAAUUUUGCAAAAUAUGAUUUUAACAGGGGAAAUAAUAGCGGACUAUGGUUUGUUAUCCAAUAAGUUUUUGCUGUAGCUUAGUGGCCUUUCAGAAGAAACAGGCACUUGUGUGGACAAAAGGCAUCGUGUCUAAGACUUACUGUUGCCCGUGGGUGUUUAAAACGGCAUUUCUCAAAGCCUGGACCGUGACAACUCCGACCAUUUUAUCUCUAUGAAGAAUCUCUAACGGGAGAUCUUAAUUUCCAGCACGUGGCUCUUUAGCGCCCCUUGGAGAGAAAGCCCGUAAUCGCAGAUGCGUCUCCUGGGGAGUCAAAGCCAUUCAUCAGCCAGGGAAAUUAAAGGCACUGGAAAAUUUGGCUCAAGGUAUCAGUCGUGACAGCGGGAAACUUACACUUCUCUAGACAAGCAGAAAUGGGCAGAUCAUAUGACUCAGUUAGACCGAUCACCUCUGUCACUGCCAACGCAAAAGUGGUGAGUGUAGAAGAGAAAUAAACAGAUCUCUUACCUACCGGUAACAUCUCAACACACGAAAAGAGGGUAAAGCUUGUUUAUGUUUAUGGGAGAGAGUGAGACAACUGGUAAUGGCUGAGCUCCUAAUCUAAUAAGGCUUAAAAUUAUUUCUAGUUUCAUUCACUGUGAGGCAGCAUCAUUCCUUACCCAUCUUUCAAGUGAGCAUCAUUCAAUUAAAAUGCAAUUCUCGUCGCCCCCAUGCACGGAUAUUUAAUUAGACUGGGGAGCACGGCUUCCAAUGUCUUUUUUUCUAGCAUAGCUCUUCGGAUUUCACCUCUAAGGCAUAUUUUCACUCUGUUACUCGUUGGUUAAACAAGGGCAUGUAUCCAUUUGUUAAUUGAUACAAUUACGCAUUACGCGUAAUGGUCACGUAGGUCUCCAGGCGCGCAUCAAUCACUGGUCUAUUGACCUGCCAAAAACCCCUCUAACCGUUCCUACUGGGACUGCCCCUCUCUCUAAUAGAGAAAGAUAGAAACAUCAUCGUCAUUAACUCUGGGAUGGACCUCUGGCCAAAGAGCCACAAGCGAACAAAGGUCGAGAUAAAAAAAAAAAAAGAAAAAGUAUUAGAGGUCCAGCCAUCUAUAGCUGUGAUACACUGUAAAUAAUACAAACCGUUUUAGGUAUCAGUUUUAUCUAAGCAGACAAUAGUGCAGACUUUUCUAGUUUAGGCAACAUGUGUUAUUUCUAUUUGUCUAGAUAAAGUGAAAAAGUAAUGAAAUAUCUCACAAGACACCCUAAACAUCCCCAGUGUUUCUCUCUCUCUCUCUCUUUUCUAGUUUAUUUAACUUCACAAAGGGUUUCCAUAUUGCAUUGUUACAAUUCAAUAAUAAUGAACAGUGGUGCAAUUUUCCGAGACUUUACCUCAGAAAAUCGGUAAAGAAUUCUAUUACAAAAGCGGAACAAGGCUGUGUACAGUGCACCUUAAGAAAACCCUGUGUUGGACGUGAUUGGCAAAGACAUUAUUCUAUCCUUGGUACCCUGCCGUUCCGGGAUUACAGUGACGUCACGCUGAUACCCUUGCAUGGAUGAAUGCUAAAGAACUAUAGAGCCACAAAUAAUAGCACAAGCAGAGUCCAUAUCUUGGAAGACUUACGUUAUCCUUUAAGCCUCCUUCAGCUAACACAACAACAAUUUUUUUUUGCACUUAAUGACGCUUAAUUUCAUUUCUUAUUGGGUCCUUGGGGGGAUUAUUCAUUCAUAUAAAACAAUCUGCAGCUGGUGUCAGCCUAAAGUCUCCCUCCUAUGAGUGAAGUCAUCUAUUAUUGAGCGAAAGGCCGUGCGUGGAAAUGUGUGUAAGACGGUGGAUUUGAAGUAGAAUUGGUUGCAAUCGAUCAAGGGUGAAGAAUAUUCCUGAUGGUAACAAAAGAAGCAGCUAUGUCUUUCUCGCAAUUUGGAUAUCCCUACAAUGCAACUUCACAGUUUUUCGUGUCGGCAAACCCCAGUACGACUUGCUGCGAUUCGAUUUCCAGGUCGGUCUCUGACGGGACAGGCAGCUCCCAGACUGCCGCUGCCGCCGCCGCUGCCUCCUUUUGCUGCCCGUCCUACGAGAACCGGCUUUUGGCAAGCAGCCGGACGGAGCUCAACGCAGCGCUGGGGAUGUACAGCUCUCCCUACGCCGCAGCGGCCGCAGCCAGCCAGAACUAUGCCAACUACUUCCCCUACAGCACCGACCCAUCCGCUAUCUACUCCACUCUGAAUCCACAGUAUGACAUUAAGGACAGCACAGGCACUUUACACUCUGGCAUUACUCAGACUGCUGCGUACUAUCCUUAUGAUCACUCACUGGGACAGUAUCAAUACGACAGGUACGGGACAGUAGAUUUUAAUGGCACAGCCAGAAGAAAGAACGCUACACGUGAAACCACCAGCACUCUGAAAACAUGGUUGUAUGAGCACCGCAAAAACCCCUACCCCACCAAGGGGGAGAAGAUCAUGUUGGCCAUCAUCACCAAAAUGACACUCACUCAAGUAUCCACCUGGUUCGCCAAUGCCAGGAGAAGGCUUAAAAAGGAAAACAAGAUGACCUGGUCACCAAAGAAUAAGGCGAAUGAUGACAGAAAGGAUGACCUUAACAAGAGUGAGCAAGACGGUGUUACCAAAGAUUCUAAUGAUUGCAAGGAUGAAAAGGAUUUACAUCUGAGUGAUCUGGAGGAUAUGGAUGACGAUGACUGUGACAAGCUGGACAGUGACUGUGAAAAGGUGGCAUCGGAUGAGCAUGACCUCCAGAGGACCAUGGCAGGAUCUGGAGCGCCUCAAAAAAGAGACUGCAGCUCCGAACUACACCUGAGUUUAACUAACAGCUUUCACUCUUUCCCUUGUGCCAUCAAGAAUGUCACCACCCUUCCUCCUCUCCCGGCUGACUUCCUGGAUCCUGUAGUGUCCAAAGCACCCUCCUCAACGAGCCCAGCCACAGGAACUGUGUCCCUGUCGCACUAUGAAGCUUCAGAUAAGCCACGGAUUUGGUCUCUGGCUCGGACGGCAGCUUCGGGGGUCAUUCUGAGCCCUCAGCAGCAUCUCUGGACUACAGAUGCUGACCAGGCCACUACAGGCACCAUCCUCAUGGCAGGCAUUAGAGGCCUUCAUGAAUCUAGCAGUGUCACCAAUGUUGAGAGCCCCUUUUCAGAGGGCUCGUCCUUGCACUCAAAGGUCUAUGGCACUAGCAGCUAUGGUCCCAAGAGCCUCCAACUUCACUGUUCAUCCUAUGCUGCACUCCCAGACACAUGUCAGUACUCCACCAUUGAAGGAUUCUCCAGUGGCAAAGCAGAGACACAGUCAUCUGACCUCAGUGAAACCUGUGGGACCGUGCAGGAUGACAAGGUCACUGCAUUCAGACCAGUGAUGAAGAGGUGAAGCAGAUCGCUGGAAAUAUACCACAGUAACUAUUGGGACAUUUAUUAUGCACUAAAUGACACACCGGCCAACUAGCGGCCUCAGUAUGACACAUGGGAACUACCUGGCGCUGCUGCAGUGUGAGCUGUCAAACUGUGGACGUGGCUAUCAUUUUGCACAACAUUGUUUUUAUGGUGUUAAAGACUUUAUGCAAAAAAUCUAGAUGCAAAUGUGUGAGACUGGCCGAAUAAAAAAAACGGCCGAAUUUGUGUAUGGCAAUCGUGUAGUGUAGCAAACUUAUUUAUUUCUUUACGUAUUUAUUAUUUUGUUAUGUCGUCUGUUGGCUAAUUAUUUAACGUGUUUAUUGGUUGACUUUGUAUCUCUUUUGAAUAUUUUGUUACACGUUUUUCAGUUUUCUGUGGCUUCGUGUCAUUUUGCCAGAUGUAAAAAGAGAAAAGCUUGUCGGACUCAAAGCUGGCUAUGAACGACUGGAUCCGCUGUGGACUUGGAAAUAUGUUUUGUCCCUGUGUUAAAAUGUGAGCUUCUCCUGUGUUUGCCAUUCAUGACAUCUUUUCUAACAAUACAUUUUUUUCCCAAGAGC